Molecule: messenger RNA, 1620 nt
Organism: Penicilliopsis zonata CBS 506.65
Lineage: Eukaryota; Fungi; Ascomycota; Eurotiomycetes; Eurotiales; Aspergillaceae
Exons: 6
Coding region: 1-1620 (539 amino acids)
Biological process (GO): protein folding
Cellular component (GO): chaperonin-containing T-complex
Molecular function (GO): ATP binding; ATP-dependent protein folding chaperone; ATP hydrolysis activity
Source: RefSeq, a predicted model, not a curated record
AUGCAAGCACCGGUGGUGGUUAUGAACACCCAGGCGGGUGACCGGCAGGUUGGCCGGAGAGCACAGCUCUCGAACAUCACCGCCGCAAAGACUGUCGCUGAUAUCAUUCGGUCGUGUCUUGGGCCCAAGGCGAUGCUGAAGAUGCUUCUUGAUCCCAUGGGCGGUAUUGUGUUGACCAAUGACGGCCACGCUAUUCUCAGAGAAAUUGAGGUGUCGCACCCCGCGGCCAAGAGCAUGAUUGAGCUCAGCCGUACCCAAGACGAGGAGGUGGGAGAUGGAACGACCACUGUGAUCAUUCUUGCCGGUGAGAUGCUUGCCCAGGCGCUCCCCCAACUCGAACGCAACAUCCACCCCGUUGUCAUUAUCUCUGCCUUUAAGCGCGCCCUGGCCGAUGCUCUCGCCAUUGUGGAGGAGGUUUCUGUGCCUGUGGACAUCAACGAUGACAAGGCCAUGUACACUCUCAUCCAGUCGUCUAUCGGAACCAAGUUUGUCGCCCGGUGGUCCGAACUGAUGUGCAGUCUGGCCCUGAAGGCUGUGCGGACAGUCUCAUUCGACGUCGGUGGGGGUAAGAAGGAGGUCGAUAUCAAGCGUUAUGCCCGUAUCGAGAAGAUCCCCGGCGGUCAGAUCGAAGACAGCGAAGUGAUCGACGGCGUGAUGAUCAACAAAGAUAUCACUCACCCCAAGAUGCGGAGACGAAUCGAAAACCCUCGCAUCGUCCUGCUCGACUGUCCAUUGGAGUACAAGAAGGGCGAGUCGCAGACAAAUAUCGAGGUCACCAAGGAGGAGGACUGGAACCGUAUCUUGCAGAUCGAGGAGGAACAGGUGAAGCACAUGUGUGACGCCAUCCUCGCCCUCAAGCCUGAUAUUGUCAUCACCGAAAAGGGUGUAUCAGAUCUGGCACAGCAUUACUUCGUCAAGGCCAACGUGACCGCCCUCCGCCGCGUGAGAAAGACAGACAACAACCGUAUUGCUCGUGCUACCGGCGCGACCGUUGUCAACCGCGUUGAUGACCUCCAGGAGUCCGAUGUCGGAACGCAAUGCGGCCUGUUCGAGAUCGAGAAGAUUGGCGACGAGUACUUCACGUUCAUGCGCAAGUGCCAGAACCCCAAGGCCUGCACGAUCCUCCUGCGCGGUCCAUCCAAGGACAUCAUCAACGAGAUCGAGCGGAACCUGCAAGACGCCAUGUCCGUUGCCCGCAACGUCAUCUUCCACCCCCGGCUGUCCCCCGGAGGCGGUGCCACCGAGAUGGCCGUCUCCGUCAAGCUAGGCCAGCUGGCCCGCUCGAUCGAAGGCGUCCAGCAGUGGCCGUACAAGGCCGUCGCCGAUGCCAUGGAGGUCAUCCCACGCACACUGGCCCAGAACGCCGGCGCCAGCCCGAUCCGUCUCCUCACCCGCCUGAGGGCCAAGCAUGUUGAAGGGCACACCACUUGGGGUCUUGACGGCGAGAGUGGUAACCUGGUUGAUAUGAAGGAGUACGGUGUCUGGGAGCCGGAGGCCGUGAAGCUCCAGAGCAUCAAGACCGCAGUCGAGUCUGCCUGCCUACUCCUUCGCGUCGACGAUAUCUGCAGCGCCAAGUCUGCACAGCAGGCCGGCGCAAACGUCGGCGGUGGAGAUGACUGA